AUGAACGGCACAGAGGAACCAGAUUUUUACGUCCCUAUGUCCAAUGAUACUGGCAUUGUCAGGAGCCCCUAUGAAUACCCCCAGUACUACCUUGUCAGCCCGGCGGCGUACUCACUGAUUGCUGCCUGCAUGUUCUUCCUCAUCCUCACUGGCUUCCCCAUCAACUUCCUCACACUCUAUGUCACCAUCGAGCACAAAAAGCUGAGGACCGCCCUGAACUACAUCCUGCUCAACCUGGCUGUGGCCGAUCUCUUCAUGAUAAUCGGCGGCUUCACCACUACGAUGUACACCUCCAUCCAUGGCUACUUCGUCUUUGGAAGAAUGGGCUGUGGUCCCUGGUUGUCUUGGCUAUUGAGAGGUGGUUGGUCGUCUGCAAGCCUAUUAGCAACUUCCGCUUUGGGGAGACCCAUGCCAUCAUGGGUGUGGCCUUCACCUGGAUCAUGGCUUCUGCUUGCUCCAUGCCCCCUCUGUUCGGCUGGUCUCGCUAUAUCCCUGAGGGCAUGCAGUGCUCAUGUGGAAUCGACUACUACACACGCGCCCCCGGGAUCAACAACGAGUCCUUUGUCAUCUACAUGUUCAUCGCUCACUUUACGAUUCCCCUGUUCAUCAUCUCCUUCUGCUAUGGCAACCUGCUCUGCGCCGUCAAGGCAGCUGCCGCCGCCCAGCAGGAAUCUGAAACCACCCAGAGGGCUGACAGGGAAGUGACCCGCAUGGUUAUCAUGAUGGUUGUCUCCUAUCUAGUGUCUUGGGUGCCCUACGCCAGCGUCGCCUGGUGUAUUUUCUGCAACCAGGGAUCAGAGUUCGGCCCCGUCUUCAUGACUGUCCCGGCAUUCUUCGCAAAGAGCUCAGCCCUGUACAACCCCCUCAUCUAUGUGUUGAUGAACAAGCAGUUCCGCCACUGCAUCAUCACCACCCUAUGCUGUGGGAAGAACCCCUUCGAGGAGGAGGAGGGACCCUCUACAACUUUUCAUAUUUUCAAGCAUGGUGGUGGCUGCAUCAUGUUAUGGGUAUGCUUGUCAUCAGCAAGGACUAGGGAGUUUUUCAUGAUAAAAAGAAACGGAAUAGAGCUAAGCACAGGCAAAUUCCUAGAGGGAGACAAAUUCUCCUUUCAGCAGGACAAUAACCUAAAACACGAGGCCAAAUCUACACUGGAGAUGCUUACCAACACAACACUGAAUAUUCCUGAGUGGCUUAGUUACAGUUUUGACUUAAACUGGCUUGAAAAUCUAUGGCAAGAUCUGAAAAUGGCUGUCUAGCAAUGAUCAACAACCAACUUGACAGAGCUUGAAUAAUUAUUUAAAGAAUAAUGUGCAAAUAUUGUACAAUACAGGUGUGCAAAGCUCUUAGAGACUUUACCCAGAAAGACUCACAGCUAUAAUCGCUGCCAAAGGUGAUUCUAACAUGUAUUGACUCAGGGGGUUUAAUACUUAUGUAAUCAAUAUAUAUAUAUAUAUAUAUAUAUAUAUAUAUAUAUAUAUAUAUAUAUAUAUAUAUAUAUUAUUGUUUUAUUUUUCAUUCAUGUUUUGCAAAUUUUAGAAUAUAUUGUAUAUUUUGAGUCAAUGGAUACUAACAAACGUUUUCCAACCAGCACAAAGGCUUCUUGAAUGCAGUACAUGAAAUAGCAAAUGAUUCAACAAAUGUUGUGUACAGUCAAGUGUUAUCAUAGCUUUGGUAAAGAUUUUAAGAAGGGAACAGUAAUCUGAUGUCAAUCACAGGUCAUCUUGUACUGAGAAUGUAAUGCGACUGUAUGCUGCUUAUAAGGGAUUGACAAUGACAAUGACACGAAUAAGCAAGGCUAUGUAUGACUCAGUGGGGUACAGUACAUAGAUUAAGACGCAGACAUGACUAUAGCUGCUGAUCUACAGUAAUUACACACAAUGUUGUUGAGGUGAAAGACCUAAUCGGAUGAAGUGCAGUUCAUCUUAUCAAGAGAUCUUUGUGUUCCUGAGGUUAAAUGAAACACACAGGGGUUAUUUUACACACACAAACACACACGCACACACACACACACACACACACACACACACACACACACACACACACACACACACACACACACACACACACACACACACACACAGACACAAAUACUUUCGAUCACAAUAGAACAUUAAUAGCUGACAACUAGCUCUAACAGCGCUCACUGUUGCCCCUAGUGGCUGGUUUCCACGUCAUCUCCUGACAUCCUCAGACAUGGAUGGAUGUCGAAUACUGACUUGUAUCACAGGUGACCUGGCUGGACAGGUUGCCUAUUAAUGCCCCUGACUGGUACAGUAUAGUAUAAGGUAUAGCAUGCUUUAGUUUUUCUGUGUCUUACUGAUACUGAAUCAGUUUAAUCAGUGAUGAAAUAUGAGUUAUCCAUACCUUUUUCCCUCUGACUAGAAGCUGUGUCUGUCUGUGUGAUAAAUGAAAGCAACUCAGGGAGUGACAUGAGAUUCCUUCACCUCAGUGCUCAGUUGUGCAGAAAUAUCUGUCAGGCUGGAGCAAAACAAACCUCGAGAACGCUCUCAUAAUGACCUUCAUAGCGUAGCUAUAGCAACCGUCAUACCAUCGGAUCUCUAGUUGAAUACAGAUAUGCUCGCUCGCCAAGCAACCUGCUCCAAUCCAGCACCAGCAGAAAGAGGCUGAGGAAAACAACAACCAAUCAAUCACUGGCCACAGACCAGAUUAG
Coregonus sp. 'balchen' is the source of this 2671-nucleotide messenger RNA. The record is from the annotation of a GenBank genome assembly. Lineage: Eukaryota; Metazoa; Chordata; Actinopteri; Salmoniformes; Salmonidae.